GCCUCAGUUCACCGUCGUGAACUCUUCAACGCGUCCGUGAACACAGAGUGCGAUGUCAAAACGCACCGCUUCGCCAUUAGGAGUUCAUGGUUUGGCCUCAAUCUUCAAGGUCUUGUUGACCGUGAACUCGUCUCGCGGUAGUAACUGCAGAAUUCUCCUUGGACUCAUCGCGGUUCACUGUUUUGGGCUUCAGUUCACGGCCAUAGUGGACCGUGAACUCCCAUGGGAAACCGUGAUUUGCGCCUGGGUCACCCUCUUUGCCCGGUUUUUGCCUCUUUUCGUCCAACUUUCGACUCCGGGGCUGGUUUCACCAGUUGGAUCCUGAAACACACUAAAACGCACAAAACCUAGUGUAAAACCACACUUUUAGGAGUCCAAAUGCUACAAACAUCCAAGGGAAACGGGGAUAAAAUGUGUGCAAUUAGACCCGAAUCAGAUUAAAUGUAUGUGUAAAAGUUGGGAUCAUGUUUUCGAAAAUCUUCCUCUACUCAACUGUUAGGUUUCAAAUCCAGUGGAUUUCAUGUUUUGGUUUUAUUGAUUUCUACCAAAUUCUCUAAACUCGCCGCUAUGUCAAGACGUCCUAAUCGUGUACCCGAAUGGCUCUAGGUACGAUGUUUCGUUGAUUUGUUCUUUACACAAAAAAUGGUAACAUUAUAGCACAUCAGUUAAAUACAAAAAAAAAUAUUUUUAUAAGACAAACUUAAUUACAAUAAAUUAAUGUGGGUCAU
Linum trigynum is the source of this 728-nucleotide messenger RNA. NCBI's taxonomy places the organism in Eukaryota, Viridiplantae, Streptophyta, Magnoliopsida, Malpighiales, Linaceae. The record is from the annotation of a GenBank genome assembly.